CGGGGCUCGGCCCGAGCUCGGGAGGGGCCGCGCUCGUGCUGACGGAAGUGGCAGGCCGUGUGGCUCUCUCCUGUGCCCGCCGCGUCCGACGGCGCUCGCUGCCCUGUCUGAUGGGGAAACUGAGGCACAGAGCUGGACAGUGACUCAGACACCAGGAGCUGCCCAGCGUGGAGCUGAGUGCUCAGGUCUGGACUCAGCUGGCCCAGAGUACAAGUCACUUCCUGGCUGUCUGACCUUGGCACCAGGCACUAGACAGAAGCCUGCGGGGGUCUCCACAGAGGCCAUCGGGAUGUCGUAUUUUGGGGAGCAUUUUUGGGGCGAGAAGAACCAUGGCUUUGACGUCUUGUACCAAAGCAUGAAGCAGGGACCCGUCUCCACCAAGGAGCUGGCCGACUUCAUCCGGGAGAGGGCCACCAUCGAGGAGACCUACUCGAAGGCGAUGGCAAAGCUUUCCAAGCUGGCCAGCAACGGGACCCCCAUGGGGACUUUCGCCCCGCUCUGGGAGGUCUUCCGUGUCUCCUCGGACAAGCUGGCGCUCUGCCAUCUGGAGCUGACGCGGAAGCUGCAGGACCUCAUCAAGGACGUGCUCCGAUACGGGGAGGAACAGCUCAAGGCUCACAAGAAGUGCAAGGAGGAAGCCGUGGGCACGCUGGACGCCGUGCAGGUCCUCGCGGGCGUCAGCCAGCUCCUGCCCAAGUCCCGCGAGAACUACCUGAACCGCUGCAUGGACCAGGAGCGGCUGCGGAGGGAGAGCACCAACCAGAAGGAGAUGGACAAGGCCGAGACCAAGACCAAGAAGGCGGCGGAGAGCCUGCGGCGCUCGGUGGAAAAGUACAAUUCGGCCCGCGCCGACUUUGAGCAGAAGAUGCUGGACUCGGCUCUGCGCUUCCAAGCCCUGGAGGAGACGCACCUGCGGCACAUGAAGGCGCUGCUGGGCUCCUACGCCCACUCGGUGGAGAACACCCACGUGCAGAUCGGGCAGGUGCACGAGGAGUUUAAGCAGAACAUAGAGAACGUCAGCGUGGAGAUGCUGCUGCGCAAGUUCGCGGAGAGCAAGGGCACGGGCCGCGAGAAGCCUGGCCCCCUGGACUUCGAGGCGUACAGCACAGCAGCCCUGCAGGAAGCUAUGAAGCGGCUGCGGGCCGCCAAGGCCUUUCGCCUCCCGGGACUGAGCCGGCGCGAGCGGGAGCCACCUGCAGCUGCAGACGCCCUGGAGCCCGGGUCAGGGACGUGUGCAGAGGUGGACGAAGAAGGUUUCACUGUCCGGCCUGAUGUGACCCAGAACAGCACAGCCGAGCCCUCCCGCUGCUCGUCCAGCGACUCCGACUUCGACGACGACGAGCCCCGCAAGUUCUACGUGCACAUCAAGCCGGUCCCGGCCCGGGCGCCGGCCUGCAGCCCCGAGGCGGCCACCGCGCAGCUCCGGGCCACGGCGGGCAGCCUCAUCCUCCCUCCCGGCCCAGGGGUGAGGCGGGCAAGGGGCGCUCCAGGUAGGGCUGGGCGGGGUGGACGCGCCGGCCUGAUGCCCCCUCUUUGUCCACAGGGCACCAUGAAACGCCACUCCUCACGUGACGCUGCUGGGAAACCACAGAGGCCUCGAUCCGCCCCGAGGACUGGCAGCUGUGCAGAGAAGCUGCAGUCGGACGAGCAAGUUUCCAAGAACCUCUUUGGGCCGCCCCUAGAGGCGGCCUUUGACCACGAAGAUUUUACAGGUGAAGGAGGCUCCAGCAGCCUCGGCUUCACCUCCAGCCCCUCGCCUUUCUCGUCCUCGUCGCCCGAGAACGUGGAGGACUCCGGCCUGGACUCGCCGUCCCACGCGGCGCCCGGCCCCUCCCCGGAUUCCUGGGCCCCCUGCCCGGGCACCCCGCAGAGCCCUGCUGGCUGUAGGGCACCGCCCCCGGAGUCGAGGGGGACACGGACCGUGCAACCGUCGGACUCGCCCCAGCCCCUCGCGCCAUCCCCGGGCCCCUGGGGGCUGGAGGCUGUGGCCGGAGGAGACCUGAUGCCUGCGCCUGGCGAGCUCACAGCCAGGGACGGCCUGGCAGCGCCACCCCGGAGAGCCCGCUCCAGGAAGGUGUCCUGCCCCCUCGCGCGCAGCAGCGGGGACCUGUCUCGGUCCCUCAGCCCCUCGCCACUGGGCUCCUCGGCCCCCAGCACAGUUCCAGAACGGCCCAGCUUCUCCUCCCAGACAGGCCACGGAGUCUCCCGGGGCCCAAGCCCUGUGGUCCUGGGCUCCCAGGAUGCCCUGCCCGUGGCCACUGCCUUCACCGAGUAUGUCCACGCCUACUUCCGGGGCCACAGCCCCAGCUGCCUGGCUCGGGUAACUGGGGAGCUGACCAUGACCUUCCCUGCCGGCAUCGUGCGUGUGUUCAGUGGGACCCCACCCCCGCCGGUCCUCAGCUUCCGCCUCGUGCACACGACCCGCAUUGAGCACUUCCAGCCCAAUGCUGAACUGCUCUUCAGUGACCCCUCCCAGAGCGACCCUGAGACCAAAGACUUCUGGCUCAACAUGGCGGCUCUGACGGACGCCCUGCAGCGCCAGGCAGAGCAGAACCCGGCUGCCUCCUACUACAAUGUGGUGCUCCUACGAUACCAGUUCUCGCGCCCGGGGCCGCAGGCCGUGCCCCUGCAGCUGAGCGCGCACUGGCAGUGCGGGGCGGCCCUCACUCAGGUCUCGGUGGAGUACAGCUACCGGCCUGGGGCCACGGCCGUGCCCACGCCGCUCACCAACGUCCAGAUCCUGCUGCCUGUGGGGGAGCCGGUGACCAACGUGCGCCUGCAGCCGGCCGCCACUUGGAACCUGGAGGAGAAGCGACUCCUAUGGAAGCUUCCAGAUGUGUCCGAGGCAGGGGGCUCCGGCUGCCUGUCUGCCAGCUGGGAGCCGUGCUCGGGGCCCAGCACACCCAGCCCCGUGGCCGCUCAGUUCACCAGUGAGGGGGCCACUCUGUCGGGCGUGGACCUGGAGCUGGUGGGCAGCGGCUACCGCAUGUCGCUAGUAAAGAGGAGGUUCGCCACAGGGAUGUACCUGGUGAGCUGCUGAGCCCACAGAGGCCCUGGCGGCUGCUCUGCGCUGUGUCCUGGUGCUCGCCCACAGCUCCCUGCCCUCCGCGGACCCUGGGGCCCCUGACUCCGCCGACGCCCCGCCUCCCUGGAGAGGCGCCCGCGGCCAGCCUGGCUGGGCCUGAGAUUCACUCCUGCUCACGCCAGCGCCCACACAGGUCCUUGGACUUUUAUGUUCUUUGAAUAAACACUUUAUUUUCUAAUAAAAUA
Messenger RNA from Equus quagga, 3270 nucleotides. It is a transcript of the gene FCHO1, whose product is annotated as FCH and mu domain containing endocytic adaptor 1. Gene Ontology annotation, cellular component: clathrin-coated pit; clathrin-coated vesicle; cytoplasm. NCBI's taxonomy places the organism in Eukaryota, Metazoa, Chordata, Mammalia, Perissodactyla, Equidae. The record is from RefSeq and is a predicted model, not a curated record. Gene Ontology annotation, biological process: clathrin coat assembly; clathrin-dependent endocytosis. The transcript is spliced from 29 exons. Bases 290 to 3040 code for a protein of 916 amino acids.